AUUUUUUGAUCAAAAGUCGGACAAUCCGGUCGGUCAAGUUCAUUGUCUUGAAGUGAUUCAUGCCAGGAGCUGAAACUUUUGUGAGAAGAUUAAAACUUCCCUAUCCGCAUGCUCGGUAUUUCAUUACUAAAAACAGUCAUGAUGCCCUUAUCCGAGCUUCAAAUUUCGAUUGUCACCGAUUCAUCCUAUCAAUGCCGAAAAGCAGGUACAGAUCAAUCACACUUUCUUUUUGUGGCGUUUCAAUGGACGACUUUUCUCACAUUUUGCUUCAUCCUCAUAAACACUCAUCCGGACCGGACUUGAAUUUGAACUUUAACACGCGUACAGAGAAGAUGAUUAGAAUAGAUGUAACACGUGCAAAAAAUAAAAGUGUCAAAGUAGGCGUACAAUCAAGUACUUCCUUCCUGACAUCCAUCAUCACAUCCAUCCAUCUGUGUAUCAGAGAUGGAUUUCCAGAACAGAGCAGGAAACAAAGGUGCAGGUGUGGCAGGCUCAAGUGAAGCAAAUGUAGAUCGAAGGGAAAGGCUACGUAAGCUGGCAUUAGAGACGAUUGAUGUGAACAAAGAUCCAUACAUCUUACGAAAUCAUUUAGGUGGAUUGGAAUGUAGGCUUUGUCUAACACUUCAUACCAAUGAAGGAUCUUACCUAGCUCACACACAAGGAAAGAAACAUCAGACAAACUUGGCACGAAGAGCAGCUCGAGAAGCAAAGCAGGUCUCCAAUUUUGCAGAUGCACAAAAGCUACUCACAGGUGCACCAGACGGAGGCGUAGAAAAGAAGAGGUUCAUCAAGAUUGGCAGACCAGGAUACAAGAUCACCAAAAUUCAUGAGCCUAUGAUUGCUAAUGGCAGAAACGGGCAGGAGGAUGCAUCAUACGCAGAUGGACAGAUUGGAGGACGGCUAGGGCUGCUAUUCCAAAUUCAUCUUCCUCAAAUCAAACAGGAUGUCAAACCGAUGCAUCGAUUUAUGAGCAGUUAUGAGCAGCAUAUCGAACAACAAGAUCGGGCAUGGCAAUAUCUGGUUGUUGCUGCUGAGCCAUACGAAACGAUUGCUUUUAAGCUACAAUCAAGGGAGGUAGACCGAUCUGAGGGUGUAUUAUUCAGUGCCGUACCUGGAUCUAAAAUGAAGGAUGAGCCUGGCACAUGGAGUCAUUGGGACUCAGACACAAAGACGUUUUCCGUUCAAGUCCUUUUUAAAGGGUGAGGGGAUCGAGAGAAUGUUGAAAUUGCAUUCACAUUGUACUUAUAUUGAUUAACAUAGGGUUGUCAAAUUGUAUCAUAUCGUCAUAUUAAUCAAAUGAACACUGCUGAGUAGUUACCCUACCUCAGCAGCUCAUCGAGUCAUUCAUC
This is a messenger RNA of Meira miltonrushii, 1349 nucleotides long. RefSeq lists its product as uncharacterized. Gene Ontology annotation, cellular component: nucleus; U2 snRNP; U2-type prespliceosome. Lineage: Eukaryota; Fungi; Basidiomycota; Exobasidiomycetes; Exobasidiales; Brachybasidiaceae. The transcript has a single exon. Bases 445 to 1203 code for a protein of 252 amino acids. The record is from RefSeq and is a predicted model, not a curated record. Gene Ontology annotation, biological process: spliceosomal complex assembly. Gene Ontology annotation, molecular function: nucleic acid binding; zinc ion binding.